Molecule: messenger RNA, 2014 nt
Organism: Zalophus californianus (California sea lion)
Lineage: Eukaryota; Metazoa; Chordata; Mammalia; Carnivora; Otariidae
Exons: 2
Coding region: 295-1509 (404 amino acids)
Source: RefSeq, a predicted model, not a curated record
GGCGGUAAGUGCCGCCAUUUUCUUUGCGGGCAAAGACCGGGAUAAGUUAGGGGCUCCAGUUUGCCCCGUUAAGCUCAUUGGGGGGCAUGGCUCAUGGCCGCAGCACUUUGGUGACGUGGAAUUGGGGUCCCCCUUUUGGGGCUGAUUAUUCUAGUGACACGUCGAAACUUGCCAAGGCGGGGAAACGGGACGCCGCCUCUGUCCCGGAUGUAAGAUGGCGGCGCGGGGGGGUGGCGGCCUGGCGGGGCGGUCACGUGGUGGGGAGUAGCGCGCGAGCCUCCUUAAGUGAUCUCUAUGGUUCGUCCGGACGCACAGGAGCAGCGGAGCGCGAGACGGGCCGUGUGUCCCUGCGCGCGCCGAGCUACUGCCGCUGCCACCCAACCCGCCGCCCGGCUCGGUUUCAGUUUUACGGGGCUUUUGUUUUAUUCUCGCCUCCUGCCGAGGUGUACGGGAUUUCCCCGAAGGGUGCUGGGGAACGGGUGGCCUCGGGACUUACGGGCUGUGACUUGGUUUCUUAUCGCGGCGCUGGAGCGGGUGUCCUCCUCUGCGGGAAGCGCCCGGGGCGUUCGCCCGAGCGUAGAGCCGGCCCCGCACCGGGUGCUGGGAGCGUGGCGGCGGCGGGGGCCCAGGCGCCUGGCCCGGCCUCCGCCCAGCCCCCACCGCGGGCUCGGGGCGGGGAGGGCCGCGGGCGGCGCAACCCAGGAGACGUGGCAGGAGCGCGGCGGGGACGGUCCCGAGCUCCUGGCGGGCGUCGGGCAGGGAGCGGGAGCGCGACUCGCUGCCUCAGGGACCGUCCUGAUUGCGCUGGCGUCUGGCUGCAAUUUUGCCGCCCAUUUCCUGCUUUCGAGUGGCCCAGGGGACGCGCUCCUCUCGGAACAGUGGAGGAAGCGGCGGCCUCCGCCAGGACCCCUCCGCACCUCCUCUUUCAGCAGAGCGGCCGGCCACGCAGAUGACGCGCGGCCCGGGCGCCGCCUCUGCCUCUGGUCGCCGGCGCUGUCGGGGCGCGCCCGCAGCGGUCGAGCGGCGCGGCGCUGGGCGGGGUCUUCGGGCGCGGCGCGGCGCGGCGGGGAAGGGUCGGGGCGCCGGCCCGACGUCGCGGCGGAGGAAGGACGGAGGAGAGCCGCGGCCGCUUCGCUUGCGCUCGGCUUGGUCCGCUGCCUCCCCGACACCAUGGCCCUGGCUGAGGUAGUAGUUUGUGCUGUUGGUCGGGUUGUGACAUUGCCCGCUGUGGAGAUAACUGCGCAAGCUACUGCCUUGCUAGUGCUGGUGAUGCUCAGCGUCGCGGAGGACAAUGGCUGGGAAUCCCCUUUGUUUUCCGGGGCGCGGGGAUCGCCGCGGAGCCCCGGCGCGCGGCCGCCGCGGAAACCGUUAGUUCUGCGUGUUCCUGGAGGGAGGAAGGAGUUGCGGGGAGUGGGUCGGACGGGCGCGUUUUUUAGAGCUGGGGACAGAGCUCAGCCUUGGAUUCGCUCUUUAGAAGGAAGGAGUGAAAUCGUAUAUCCAGAUGAAUAAGAAAUACAUCCUGUCCUCAAGGAACUUUUCUGUUUGAGGAGACAGACGUGUGUGUAAAUCACAAAGCAGAAGAAAACAAGUGCUGUAUGGAUCCACAUACAGCAACAGGCCAUGGAGCUGCAGAACGCUGAGCAAUCAGUUUCCAUCAGGGCUGAUCAGGGCUCAGGACCAGAGACAGGAAUAACCAUGUUCUCAAGCUGAGAAGCAUGAAAGAAUGGCCAUUUCUGGAUGUAAGAACAGCAUGAGAGAAGUUACACAAAAGGGCAUGGACUUUCAAGGACCAUCUAGUCUAACAUAGGUGUUCUAUAGGAAUUGGGCCAGGGGCCUGGAUGUUGGCGUAAACGAAGAGACUGGAAAUAGGGAGUGGGCUAUGAGUGACCCGCAAGAGUAAGGAGUUUUGACUUUCUCUUUCUUUUCUUUCUUGCUCUCUUUCUUUCUGGAUCAUAAUGCAGAAUAAGGCAUACAACAUUAUAUUAGUUUCAGGGGUAUAACAUAGUAUAUAUAU